Nanorana parkeri is the source of this 3381-nucleotide messenger RNA. RefSeq names its product cadherin-related family member 2-like. Gene Ontology annotation, biological process: homophilic cell-cell adhesion. The record is from RefSeq and is a predicted model, not a curated record. The annotation marks the transcript as partial. Gene Ontology annotation, molecular function: cadherin binding; calcium ion binding. Gene Ontology annotation, cellular component: plasma membrane; catenin complex. NCBI's taxonomy places the organism in Eukaryota, Metazoa, Chordata, Amphibia, Anura, Dicroglossidae. The transcript is spliced from 25 exons.
AUCACACCAAAUAUUCCUGGCCCCUACCUUUUCUACAUCAAAAAAGAAGCUGAAACGAGUCCUACAAUUGGAAACAUUGUACUUAAUGACACUUUAGACUACAGGUUGAACACCUUUUACCAACUAAGUAUCCUGGCCAAGGACCAAGGUGGGAUACUCAAUGGUAUAUAUAUUCAACAAAACUCAACAGCCUAUGUAUCUAUAAAUGUUCGGGACGUGGCAGAUUUAGGCCCUGAAUUUAUUGGAGCUCCUUAUGUGACUUCUAUUUAUGAAAACACUGGACUAGGCAAAAUUGUUCAAAAAGUUUCAGCCAUUGAUGCAGACAGAGGAAUUAAUGAUAAAAUCAAUUAUUCCAUCAACAGUUCCACAGUGAGUGGUCUCUUCAGUAUAGAUUCGUUGACUGGAGAAAUUAAUGUAACUGGCAGCAUAGACAGAGAGGAAUUACUGGAUUAUGAUGAACAAAUUAUACUGACUGUGAUGGCCAAAGAAAAGGAUUUAAAUAUAUAUGGACAAAUUGCAGCAACAACUACUACUGUUACAAUCCGUAUAUUAGAUGAAAAUGAUAAUAAACCUCAGUUUUACAACUGUGAGGUAACUGACUGUGAUUUCAAAACUGACCUUGAGAUAAACUUCUAUGGAGAAGUAGAAGAACAUUCAUCUGUCCGGGUACCAGUGGCAAAUCUCACCAUCACUGCUAAUGACCCUGAUAAGGAUCAGAAUGGAGCCUUCAACCUGUAUUUAAGGGGAAAGGAUGCUGACUGUUUUACAGUAUCUCCAGCACGAGUGAUUAACACUGGUUUAGUCCAGGUUCUUAUUAAAGAUCCUGUGGCUAUUGACUAUGAAAUUGUUCACAAGAUGUAUGUAGAGAUUGUGGCUAAUGACACUGGCAAUUCAGUUGAUUGCUGCUCCAUAGCUUAUGUGACCAUCGAUCUGAUAGACAUAAAUGAUCACAUUCCGGAAUUUGCUGAUCCAGUAUAUGAGCUUCAGGUUGAAGAGCAUUGUCCAAAUGGUACCAUUAUAAGAACAAUUACGGCAACAGACCCUGACUCUGGAAUUUUUGGAUUAAUUACAUAUGGCUUACUACCACCAUCCAUACUUAACUCUUUCAACGUGAAUCCUUCUACUGGAGAAAUCACAGUGGUCAAUGGGGAUCUUUUGGAUCGAGAACGGCUUUCUCAGUAUUAUGCCACUCUGCAAGCUCGGGAUGGAAUGAAUGCCACUGGAACUACUCUUCUAGAGAUCACUUUAAUUGAUAUUAAUGACUGGCCUCCAGAAGCAAUAGGGACAUAUAAUUUAUUUGUCUAUGAGAACACUGACGAGGUCUUCAUUGAGAUUAAGGCUAUUGAUAAUGAUGAACCAGGCAAUAAUAACAGCAUAAUAAGAUUCCGGUUACUACCAGGUUACUUAAGUGAAAAUUUCACAAUUAAUUCUACCACUGGCAUUAUCACCAGCUUUGCUCCUUUGGAUCGAGAAGAAAUUGAUAUAACAAUGAAGGGACGCAUUGAACUUACAGUAGAAUUAUAUGAUCUGGGAUACCCCUCUCUAUCAUCUGAAGUAAUCGUGACUAUUAAUUUUGAGGAUUUAAAUGACAAUGUUCCAAUUUUUACUCAAGAACAAUACACAUUUUCUGUUAAUGAAAGUACAAUAGGAGCCUUUGUUGGGAGCCUCAAUGCCAGUGAUGCAGAUCAGACUGAAUUAAACAACCGUGUUAGUUUCCGUAUUUCUCAAGGCGGAUCCGGAAACUUUAUAAUCCGAGGACAACAAGAGGCUCUAGGCCAAUAUAUUGGGGAGCUGUUCUUAGAUCCUGAAGUCCAACUGGAUUAUGAGCAGCAGAAGAUUUAUACUUUAAUUGUUGAAGCACAGGACUAUGGAUUUCAAGGCGUCAGCAACACUGCAAGUGCCACAGUUACUGUACAAGUGCUUGAUCUCAAUGAUGAACCUCCAUAUAUAGACCCAUCAACUCUGGUGGAUCUCUAUGUUGUUGAAAAUAGGACAGGUGAUCCAGAGCAGAUUGCACUUCUAAAUGCCACUGAUCCUGACACAGUCCAUCAUCUGGAAUUCCAGUCAUUGACUGUUUCCUGCUUUAAGAAUUCUAAAGAUGCAGGCAGCAUCUGCUACGACUGGUUGUGGCUGGCACAUGAUGGACGGCUGUUUUUGAAUCACACUGAAGAUGUUGAUUAUGAGCUUUGCGACCGGAUGGACAUGCUGCUUCGUGUAGAGGAUACGUUCGCACUUCUUGGGAACAGAUACAGCAACAAUGUGACCCAGAGAGUGAUUAUACAAGAUGCCAAUGACAAUGCCCCAGAAUUCUUAGAAAGUACACAAGCAUUUGUGGUAAUACCUGAAACUGCUGUCAUCAACACUGAAGUGGCAUCUGUCAAGGCACAAGACAAAGACAGUGGGCUAAAUGCUGAGCUAAUCUUUUCCAUUGACAAAGUGGAUUUUAUAUUUUCAACUGGUGGAGUCCAGCAACUUGGCAAUUUAUUCACUGCCAUCACCAUUAACGAAAAUAAUAUUUACAUUGGUUCCAUCAGGGUUGCCAGCAAUCUGGAUAGAACAUUAAAGGGGCAAUACAAUGUAACAGUCAGAGCGAUGGAUAAAGGAAACCCUCCACUUAUUACCACCCGCUCUCUAACUAUAUUUACAAUAGAUGAGUCUUAUCGAUCUAUAUUGCGCUUCUCAAAGACAGUGGAUGAAGUGACAGAAGCCGUGGUCUCGAUCAUGGGGCAACUGUCAAUGGCGACUGGUGCAUCAGUAUUUGUCUCUGGGAUUGAAUCUGAGGAAGACACAAGCAGAAAAAAUUCUCGAGCUACACAACAAACGAUCCUAUCAGCAUACUGUGUGUUCGCCAAUGGUACUGCCAUAACACCAGAUGAACUCAGCAGAAUUAUACAAGGUAAUGAAGAAGUUCUGCGUAACCUGCUGGGACUUGGCCUCACUCUCAUUGGAACAGUGCAGCCUCCACUGGAAACAGGAAACAAAAUACUUUAUGGAAUCAUUGCAGGACUUGGAUGUGUUGUAAUCGUUCUUAUCAUCAUCAUGAUCAUCUCUUUGGUCUGUAUGAGAAAAAGUCAUAAGAGGAAAUUACGAGCUGUCAAAGCUUCAAAAGUUGCAAAAUCUUUACCUGGAGAAGCUGUGCAAGGAGUAGAGGCCAUACCCGGUACCAACAAAUUCAACUCAGACGGUGCCAACCCUAUGCUGAAUGUUGAUAUGGGUACCCUUUUAGACCUGGGUUUUGAAGAAACCAGUUCUGAUAGUGAUUCUGUCAGUGUGCACUCUAAUUACAGUAAUAUCGUUGGUGGGGCAAGAGAUGACACCGCUAUCUACCAGGGGCGACAUGAGGACCUGAUCAGCGGCUAUAGGACUAUAGGAUUUAGGUGA